Messenger RNA from Macrosiphum euphorbiae (potato aphid), 366 nucleotides. The record is from the annotation of a GenBank genome assembly. NCBI's taxonomy places the organism in Eukaryota, Metazoa, Arthropoda, Insecta, Hemiptera, Aphididae.
AUGUUUCAAAGUUUAUGUACUAAUUUUUCCCAACCGAUAGCUGUAUUUGCUUCCAGAGGACCCGUGAAAGGUAUGGUUCUUGCUCAGUUGAUAAUAAAGACUAUUUCUAUCCUUGAAAACUCUGGAGCAAAAAUUGAUUUUAUUGUUUCUGAUGGUGCCUCAAUAAAUAGGAAAUUAUGGGUAGAAUUAGGAAUAUCUGGUUCAAUGGACUAUAUGCAAAAUUCUAUUAUUCAUCCUUCAGAUGAUUCCAGACAAAUAUUCAUGUUUUCGGAUGCACCACAUUUGAUAAAGAAUGUGAGAAACCAAUUACUUAACAAAAAAUCAUUGAGAGUGAGUGUUUUUAAAAUUUUAAAAAGAUUUGAAUAA